Messenger RNA from Procambarus clarkii (red swamp crayfish), 1668 nucleotides. Lineage: Eukaryota; Metazoa; Arthropoda; Malacostraca; Decapoda; Cambaridae. The record is from RefSeq and is a predicted model, not a curated record.
AUGGACCAAAAUGCCUUCGUCUCUUCUCUCAAGAUGACUAAUACUUUUGAAUGUCUUCUUAUCAUUACAGGCACUAUAGCCACCUACCUUUAUUUUGGAGGCACUAUAGCUACCUACUUAGAUCUUGGCGGCACUAUAGCCACCUGCCGUUAUUUUGGAGGCACUAUAGCCACCUACUUUUAUUUUGGAGGCAAUAUUGCCACCUACUUUUAUUUUGGAGGCACCAUAGCCACGUAUUUUUAUCUUGGAGGCACUUCUGCCACCUACCCAUAUCUUGGAGGAGCUUCCGCCACUACAUUGAUCUUGGAGGCACUUCCGCCACCUAACUUGAUUUUAGAGGCACUUCUGCCACCUACCUUGAUUUUGGAGGCACUUCCGCCACCUACCUUGAUCUUGGAGGCACUUCUGCCACCUACCUGGAUUUUAGAGGCGCCUCCGCCACCUACCUUGAUCUUGGAGGCGCUUCCGCCACCUACCUUGAUCUUGGAGGCGCUUCCGCCACCUACCUUGAUCUUGGAGGCGCUUCCGCCACCUACCUUGAUCUUGGAGGCGCUUCCGCCACCUACCUUGAUCUUGGAGGCGCUUCCGCCACCUACCUUGAUCUUGGAGGCGCUUCCGCCACCUACCUUGAUCUUGGAGGCGCUUCCGCCACCAACCUUGAUCUUGGAGGCGCUUCCGCCACCUACCUUGAUCUUGCAGGCGCUUCCGCCACCUACCUUGAUCUUGGAGGCGCUUUCGCCACCUACCUUGAUCUUGGAGGCGCUUUCGCCACCUACCUUGAUCUUGGAGGCGCUUUCGCCACCUACCGUGAUCUUGGAGGCGCUACCGCCACCUACCUUGAUCAUGGAGGCGCUUCAGCCACCUAAAUUGAUCUUGGAGGCGCUUCCGCCACCUACCUUGAUCUUGGAGGCGCUUCCGCCAUCUACCUUGAUCUUGGAGGCACUUCUGCCACUUACCCGGAUCUUGGAGGCGCUUCCGCCACCAACCUUGAUCUUGGAGGCGCUUCCGCCACGUACUUUGAUCUUGGAGGCGCUUCCGCCACGUACCUUGAUCUUGGAGGCGCUUCCGCCACGUACUUUGAUCUUGGAGGCGCUUCCGCCACCUACCUUGAUCUUGGAGGCGCUUCCGCCACCUACCUUGAUCUUGGAGGCACUUCCGCCACCAACCUUGAUCUUGGAGGCGCUUCCGCCACCUACCUUGAUCAUGGAGGCGCUUCCGCCACCUACCUUGAUCAUGGAGGCGCUUCCGCCACCUACCUUGAUCUUGGAGGCGCUUCCGCCACCUACCUUGAUCUUGGAGGCGCUUCCGCCACCUACCUUGAUCUUGGAGGCGCUUCCGCCACCUACCUUGAUCUUGGAGGCGCUUCCGCCACCUACCUUGAUCUUGGAGGCGCUUCCGCCACCUACCUUGAUCUUGGAGGCGCUUCUGCCACUUACCCGGAUCUUGGAGGCGCUUCCGCCACCAACCUUGAUCUUGGAGGCGCUUCCGCCAACUACCCUGAUCUUUGAGGCGCUUCCGCAACCUACCUUGAUCUUGGAGGCGCUUCCGCCACGUACCUUGAUCUUGGAGACACUGCAGCCACCUAGCCAGGUCUUGGAGGCACUACUGCCACCUAGCCUGGUCUUGGAGGCUUUGAGGUCGCGUACAAUGGUCAUUUGCUCUACUUAA